Diospyros lotus (date-plum) is the source of this 1085-nucleotide messenger RNA. RefSeq lists its product as uncharacterized. The record is from RefSeq and is a predicted model, not a curated record. Lineage: Eukaryota; Viridiplantae; Streptophyta; Magnoliopsida; Ericales; Ebenaceae. Bases 162 to 683 code for a protein of 173 amino acids. The transcript is spliced from 7 exons.
AGCAUGGAGAAUAUUUUUACUUACUUUGCUACCGCCAUAAGGCAUCAGUUGAGAGAGAGAGAGAGAUUGCUGUGUCGCUCGUGCUUUGGAAGAAGGGAAACCUCUCGACCGAAUGUUAGGAGGAGGAGAACGACGACGAAGAAUUUAAAGCUUUCUUCCCAAUGGAGGACGUCUCUGUACAGAUUGAUGCCAAAAGUUUUGAUAAAACUGCCACUGUAGUGGUAGAUAUGGACAGCUUGCAGCAGCCCACAGAUAGAAGUAGCCCCAAAAUGAUAAGAGCCCUAUCCCGGAAAUGGUCUUAUAGAGCUGAGAGAUUGACAAAUCCUGAGGAAGAAGACAUUGAUGAAUCUUCGAAGAGAACUGCCGCAAAAGUACUAAAUACACAGUUGGAGCCUUUGAAGCAAUCAUUACUAAGUAACAAAUCUAUGAAUACAAAUUCAGCUAAUCAAGGCGGCUCCAAUCUUUUAGAUGCUGCUGAUGGGAGGAACAAGAAGUUAAACCGAUUUGUGGCCAUCAAUCCUAGGAAGAUCCUUUGUAUUUUUGCAACUCUGAAAAUGAUAUUCAUACAUAAUUUUUGUACAGAACAUGCACAUAAUGAAAUGGUCAAGCAUGGGCUCUCUUGUAUUGAUAUACUUCACCCUUGCCAUGAAUGUCUCAUUUUGAGGUUUUUGGCUGGUUGGUAGGCUGCUGGAGCUCAGUUAUGGAGGUAGAGCAUUGGACCAUUCCAAGGUUCCAACCACCCAUCCCUCUCUGUCAAAUGCUUUAGACUUUCUCUAGAACCAUCUGGCUGUAGAUCAGUGAGAAGCCAACCACACAGCUGUAUCUAUAUAUAUAUAUAUAUACUGUAAGAUCAAGCUUCCUUCAUCUCUGCUUGGUUUUGUGUACCUUCAUGUUAUUAUCUAGGGCAAUUGGGUGCUUAGAAAAUUUGGCCACUGCAAUAAAUCAAACACAUAAUGCAGGCAGUCUUUGAACAUGAGCACAUGUACACAAUUUUGUGCAAUGUCAAGUACUUCUUGCUUUGAUUCUUAUGAUUGGCUGGCUUCAUGUUACAUUGAAAGAUUGCUUACGUCUUUCAUUACAUGAAA